UGCAACGCCGGACCCAGGGUGGUGGGCAACAUCCGCGGCGGCGACGCUUCCACGUACCUGAGCCCUCUGCCAGUGGAGGGCGGCGGUGAGGAGGGCGAAGGUGGCGGCGUGGACGACGAGCCCGCGCGCUGCACUUGCGGCUUCAGCGCCGUCGUCAACCGACGCCUCGCCCAUCGCGCCGGACUUUUCUAUGAGGAUGAAAUGGAGAUAACUGGCGUGGCGGAGGAGCCGGGAGGGGCGGGCGGCGGCGGCGGCGGCGGCGGCGGCGGCGGGCUGAGCGACGUGGCGGGCGUGGUGGUGGCACAGUGCGCGGCGCUGGCGGGCGGCAACGCGUCCGCGCUCGCCCGCGCCGCCGCGCGCUCCGCACAGCGCGCCGCGCACGACGACCUGCGACUCAACCUGCUCGAAUACUCUGACGGCGGCAGUGCGGCGGCGCGUGCGCUGCGUGCGGCGCGCACGGGGUCGCUGGGCGGCGCCACGCCUGCGCCUGCACCCGCGCCCGCCAACAGCAGCGCCGUACAUCGCUGGCCUUUUAUCAGCGCCCGCGCGCCGCGCUCCUCCAGGGACGUCGUCAGAUUAAUGCGUCGACUCCGGCCGCUACUCCAGGACGCGAUACAAAAACGGUGCUGCGGCGCGCGAAUGUGGGACGGUGUCACCGGCCCGCUCACCUGGCGGCAGUUCCACCGACUGGCCGGCCGCGGCAAUGAGGACCUGUGCGAGCCGCAGCCAGUGCCGCCACUGCUUGUCGGACACGACCGCGACUGGGUCUCACUGUCUCCGUACGCGCUGCGUCAUUGGGAACGGCUCGCGUUAGAACCAUACUCGUACGCGCGUGAUGUCGCCUUCGUCGUGGUCGGCGCCGACUGCGACGCACUCCAAGAUCCACUACGCAUGUUCUUCCGUGAACUCUCUACCGCGUACGAAGCCUGCCGGCUCGGACGUCACAGGCCUGUGGGUCGCAUCGCAAGAGACGGCAUUGUUCGAGCUCCUGCCUCAGGUGGUUCGGCAACAAGGGACGAAUGGGCUGGCGACCUGCCCCCCGGACGGCUCGGCGAGUAUGUGCGGGCGUACGCGGAGGCGUUGCGCAAUGUGGUGCCUCAGCUGGCGGCGUUGCCGGUAGACCGGACGCUGUUCGAGGGCACGGGCGGGUCGUCCCCCGCGCGGGCGGAGGGCUCGGCGUCGCCCACGCCGGAGCACGAGCCGGAGCCGGCGUCGGCGCCGCAGUCGAGCGCGGCGCUGUGCGAUGCGGACGAAAGCGGGCCGCCGGCGUUGGUGCUGUACCUGGUGGAGCCGCCCGCCGCGCCCGCGGACCGCGCGCGUGCUCUGCACUGCCUGCUGCGGCUCGCCGCCACCACACACACGCAUCUGAUGCACCACAAUCCACUCAUCAAGAUCGUGUCGCUGGAGAGCGUGUGCGAGGUGUGGGGCAUGGGCGGCACCGAGGAGUGCGCGGUGGCGGGCGGGGCGGGCGGCGUGGCGGGCGGCGCGGGCGGUGCGGGGGGCGCGGGGGAGGUGCGCGCGCUGGCGUUCAGUGUGUUCAGCGGCGCGCGGCGACUGCUGGCGCACCACGCCAACGGCAAGUCGCUCACCGGCUUCGGCACCGCCGCGCACGCCAACCUCUUCCUGCACUCCAAGGACGAGAAGAACCGCGCGGCGUACAAGCUGUUCUCGCCGGCGUGGGUGCUGGCGGCGCCGCGCGCGCUGAAGGAGGUGGCGGAGACGUGGGGGCAGGGCGCCGGCGAGGGCGCCGUGCUGUUCGUGUCCUACUGCCUGUCGCACGACCAGCGCUGGCUGCUGGCCGCCGCCACCGACGCCCGCGGCGAGCUGCUCGACACGGCCGCCAUCAACAUACACGUGCCGCACCGCUCGCGCCGGAGACGCAACGGGCCCGCGCGCCGCAUGGGCCUCACCAAGCUCAUGGACUUCACGCUCGGCGUCAUGAGCCAGGCCGCGCAGCCCUGGCGCCUCGUCGUCGGACGCGUCGGACGGAUCGGACACGGCGAACUCAAGGGCUGGAGCUGGCUACUGUCGCGCAAACACCUAGACCGCGCGUCGAACAUGCUGCGCGAGAUUUGCGGCAGCUGCUCGGUGCUGUACCCGACGCACGUCCCGUGCAUCCUGUCUGCGUGCCUGGUCUCCACUGAGCCGGACUCGUGUCUGCGACUCAUGGCUGAUCGGUUUACGCCCGAUGAGCGGUUCUCACAGGCUUCCAUACAGUCGCACCUGCACACGCCGCGUGAUGUGACGGCCACGCAUAUACUCGUCUUCCCGACCUCAGCCACCACGCAGUCAAACCAGAUGCCAUUCGAGCCGCCGAUGGCGAACGGCGAGGACAACGACAUGAUGUUCCUGAACGUGGACAUGGGCGACGAGGACAUGGCCGAUGACAACAUCAACGACUUGCUAAUCGGUGAUAUGUUCAAUAACAUGUGGGCGCCGAACUCGCCGCGGCGUGCCGACGACGAGCCGGGCGGCUCCCCUGCGCCUGCGCACCAUCCCGCGCACCAUCACCAGGCGCACGAGGGACAGCAGGAGCAGGUGGGCACAGUACUCCAACAACCGCUGGCGCUCGGGUACCUGGUGUCGACGGCGCCGCUGGGCGCUAUGCCGGGCUGGUGGUGGGCGGGCUGCGGCCACCUGCGCGACGCGUGUCCCGCCUUCCUCAAGAACGCGCUGCAUCUCCACUCCGUGCACGCCGCCGACGACUUCACCUCGCUCACGCAGCGCCGCGACCACAACACGCACCCGCUCGACUCGCAGACCACCACCGAUGUCCUCAGAUAUGUGCUGGAGGGGUACAACGCGUUGUCAUGGCUCGCCUUAGACGGGAACACGCACGAUCGGCUCUCCUGCCUGCCGCUGCACGUGCAGGUCCUCAUGCAGCUGUACCACACGGCGGCGGCGCUGGGCUAAACUCCAGCGCACUCAUUACUACAGGAACAGUCGACCAAUGGGACCACGUGGUCACCUUCAAAACCAACAACGGAGUUGCGGCUACCAUCAGGGAAGUUUGUAUCGAAGCUGAAGAGAGACCCGUCUCUUUCUCUUCGAAGAGUAAGGCUUGAAUUAUGCUUGUUUAGACGAGGUUGGUGAUGUUUGUUGUUUAUGGUUACCACUUAGAGCCAGGGAUUUUAUUUUCGCGCAAUUUUGACAUUUGUUAGGCGUCGGUAAAUAUCGACAUGUCUAAUGUUGAGGGCAUUUCAGCGAGUAAGAUAGAAUUGUUGUUAUUUAAAAAUCUCAUGACCAGUUAUGGAGGGGGGACGGGCGCAGACGUUGUUAUCGAUAUGAAUUAAUGCUCAAUAGUGUUGAAACAAUUUAUCGACUCAAGUUUAUCGAAUGUCGUGAUCUCUACUAGAGAUUGUAAAACCAGAUUUGCGCCUGGACGUUCAACAUCUAAUGAGAAAUUGUUGAGGAUGUUAGAAUAGUGUGUAAGAAGGUCUAAGAGUAGUUUACAAAUCUUGAUUCGGGCGUCAUUGGUUUCCUCGCCUGCGAUGUAUAUUCGUCUCGCUCAAGUUAAUAUUUAAAUGAUUAAUGUGACAAAGAUAGAGAUAUUUAAAUCGCAGUGACGUAGUUCGCUGACGCCGAAUCAGGCGUUUGUGGGUAGUUAUUAUGUGAUAAAGUGUAAGGAAAGAGCCUCGAUCAGAAGCAUUGUGACGGACAACUGCGUGAGUUCACCUCGCAUGGGCGAUGUUUUUUUUUUAUUUAUUUAGACGUGGUAGGAGCGGCGCGUAGGAUAAGUAAGGAUGUUUUUACAAAUUGCUUAUUGAUUAUAAAUUUGUAAUGAAUAUUUUUAAUACAAUUUUUUAUCGAUGAUAUGCCAGAAAUCGAUCAAAUUAUAAAUAAUGAA
Manduca sexta (tobacco hornworm) is the source of this 3847-nucleotide messenger RNA. RefSeq names its product mediator of RNA polymerase II transcription subunit 13. NCBI's taxonomy places the organism in Eukaryota, Metazoa, Arthropoda, Insecta, Lepidoptera, Sphingidae. The record is from RefSeq and is a predicted model, not a curated record. Gene Ontology annotation, molecular function: transcription coregulator activity. Gene Ontology annotation, cellular component: mediator complex. Gene Ontology annotation, biological process: regulation of transcription by RNA polymerase II.